AUGCGUAAUCAUAUAUUUAAGGAAAAAAACAACUGUCUUGUAAAUAUUAUUAAUUAUAAUGAAAAAAAUGAUCAAUUUAAUAAUAAUAUGAUAAAAAAAAGAGAUUUAUUUGACCAUAAUUCUUCUAAUAUUAUUUAUGAUGACAAUAUAAAUAUUAUUAAUAAUAUACAAUUAAGUAAAAACUACGAUAUAAAUAAAUUAACUACACUGAAAGAGGAUUCUUCAAAAAAUGAAGUAAACUAUGAUGACAAUUUUACAAAAUAUAAAAACUAUUGUUCAAAAAAUUUUUUGUCAAAUGAAAUUAAUUUUUCAGACAAUUUUUAUGAUAACUCUUCAAAUAAUAUAUUAUCAUCAUUAUCUAACAAUAAUAGUGGUAAAUAUUCUUAUGAGAAAGAAUAUAUAAAUAAAAAUGAGAACCGUAAAAUAAAUCAUAAUGAAAAUAAUAGAAUUAAAAAUGAAGUUUUAAGAAAUAGAAGUUUAAUAAUAAAUGAUAAAUCUGAAAUAUUGAAUGAGCCAAAUUAUUUUUAUAAAGAGAAAAUGGAAUUAGGAAAAACUAACUAUUCCGUUAAUGAAAAAAUGAAGAUAAAUACUAUGUUAGAAUUUUAUAAACAAUGUAAUUCAAAUUUAUUUUACAAAGAAUCGAUAAAGGAUGAAAAUGAAAAUACAAAUUUCUCUUUAUAUAAAGAUGAAGAUAAUAAGUAUAAAGAUAUUUUAAAUUCAAAUAAUUCAUACUAUAAAAGAUCAAAUGAAUUAAACUACUAUUCAACAAAUGACGAAUUACAAAAUGAUGAUAUAUUAAAUGGAAAUCUCCAUGGACAUAUAAAAACAAAAGAAUACCAGAUAAAAAAUAAUGAAUUUUAUAAUUCUUUAAAAAAUAGAGAAAAUAAGAAACUUGGCAAAGGUAUUUCUGAGCAAGAAUUAAUGAACUUUAAAAGGAAUUUAUAUGAACAAAAUAAUAGUAUAAAUAUAAGAGAUGAAUAUACUUUUAAUAAUUCAUUAUUAACAGAUGGAUUAACUCAUGAACAAUUAUAUCCAACUAAUUUGUAUAAUAGUGCAAAUUAUCCUUACUUAAACUAUAAGAAAGAAAAUUUAUCAGGUAAAGCAAGUGAAAUAUUAAAACAAGAAAUUUGUAAUCCAUUAAAGGGUAUAAGUGAUAUACAUUUUAGUGAAAGUAUAAACAAAAAUAAAAAUGUUUUUUCUUCAUUAUCAAUGAAAAAUUUAAACAACCAUUUAAAUAAUAUGAAUAUUCAAUAUAAUGAAGAAUAUAUUGAAGAAAAUAAUCCUAAUAAAAAAGAAUUAAAUAAUUUAGUGAAAAUAACUAAGGAAGUUUAUAGUAGUAAUAAUUUUUCUUCAAAUUCAAAUACAACAGUAGAAUGUAAAAGCAUAAAUAAUAGAAUAAAAAACUUAGAUUAUUCAAAUAAUUCUAACAGUAAGAGAAAUUUAAAUGAUUUAAUUAAUUUAGAUAUUUUAAUUAAUAAAAGAGAUACAAACCAUAUUAGUAACUUAAGUUAUUCAAAUGAUUCAACUAAUUUAAAUAAUAUCGAACAUAUCAACAACAUAAAUAAUUUAAGUAAUUUAUAUAGUACAAAUAAUAAGACUAAUAUCGAUAAUUUAAGCGGUUUAGAUAAUUUAAAAGAGAUUAAUAAUUUUAACAAUUUUGCUAAUAAUAAUAAUAUUAUGAAUAAAAGUAAUUUAGUUAUUAAAAAAGAAAUUAAAUGUGCAAAACGUUUUCAGAAUAAUAAAAAUCAAAUUGAAAACAAUUAUUCAUCUUAUAUGGCAUCAAAUGAAUACAAUGAAAAUAAAAUAGAACAAAAUAAGAAAGAAAAAGAUGAAUUUGAAAUAUCGAAUAAUGAACUUUAUUUAUCAAAAAUAAUGUUACAAAACAACAUAGAUGAAGAAGAAAAAAUAUUUUUUAAUAGUGAUUUAUCAAAUAAUGUGAACAAAUCAAAUUCUACUAGUUCAAAUAAAGGUAAAUUAGAGGAUAAAAAUAAAGUUAAAAGAAAACAAUCAUUUGAAGAAAACUCAGAGUAUUGCACAAAUUUAAGUAAAAGUGAGCAACAAAUAAAUAAAUAUUAUUUAAAUGUGUUAAAUUUUGAAAAUAAAGAUCUGCUAAGUUGCAGUAAAAUAAAAAAUGAACUUAAUAGUUGCCAAAUAUAUUCUACUGAAAUUUCAAAUAAAAACUCCAAAGAAAUGCAUAAAAAUGAGGAACAAUUAGUUCAUAAAGAAUCAUAUACAGAAAAAAAAAGUAAUAUGAAUGAUUCUCUUAAAAGCCAUAAUUGGCAAAAAGAUAAGUGUGACAGUGAAACAUGUAAAGUAGUAGAUAAUCAAAAAAAUUCUGGUUUUAGCAUUAACUCAAAUUUAUAUUGUAAUUUAAGCAGUGAACAUAUGACAAAUUUUGAUAAUAUUGAUGAAAAUGAUAAUAAAAUUAUUGUAAAUAUUGAUAAUAUUAAUGAAAAUGAUAAUAAAAUUAUUAUUCAUAACAAUUUAAAUAACAACAAUAAUAUUGACUAUAAUUUUCAUUGUAAUAAAAACUGUGAUGUUGAUAAUUCAUAUGAUGUUAAAAAGAACUUUUAUAAGAACAUUAGUAUUAGCUAUAACGAAAAUUCUGUUGAAAAUAACAGCAGUGAUAUCAUAAAUAUUAAUUCGAAAUUUCAAAAUACAAGUAAAUUAAAAAAAUAUGGUCAUGAAAAUAGUGAAAAUACUGUGUGUAAUACAUUAGGUGAUUUUAAUCCAAUAAACAGAAAUUUCUUAUAUAAGGAAAAUAAAAAAAAAAAUUCGUUAUUAUUAAAAAAUAAGCAGGAACAUAAUUUAAAUGAUAAUAUAUAUGCAAACAGUGGAAUAAAAUCAUGUAAAUAUCCCAUUACUAAUAUUAAAUUAGAAAAUAUAAAUGUAACAGAAAAAAAAAAGAAAAAUUUUGAUUCAAAUAAAGAUAGUAAAGAAUUAGUGGAAAAUAUAAAUAUAAAAUUAACAGGAUUACAUUUUAAUGAACAAAAAACAAAUACUGCAAUUAUUGCCGAUGCAUUAAAAAUUAUUGAUAAAAAAGCGGAAGACCAUUGCGAAGAAAGAGCAAAAUAUUUGCUUUGUAAAGAAGCAGAAGAAAAAAAAAAUUUAUGUACUAAUAAAAUAGAAAUAGCAAGUGAAAAAAAAAUUAAAAAAAAUAUAAGUUUAUGCUGUAAAAAUUUCAAAGUAGGAUGUCUAAAGGAUAAUAACAAAGCAACUAAAAUAAAAUCACAUUUUAUAUCGAAGCAAAAUAAUAUACCUGCACUUAUAGAACCAUUUAAAAAUGAAGCAAUUAAAACUUUAAAGAAAUUAAAUGUAAAAUAUGAAAAAAGCUAUUGUGAAUAUGAAAAAAAUGGAAACAUUGAAAAAUUACCAAAAACAUGUGAAGAAAAAUUUAAGAACAUAGAAAAUGAUUUUUCAUGCUCAGAAGAGAAAAACGAAAAAGAGGAAUAUAAAAAUAUGAUAAAACUACUAUAUAGUAAAAAUGAAAAAUUUAAAGUAGAAGAAGAAAAUAAAAAUAUUAAUGAAUCAUCUUGUUAUAAUUCAAAUUCUCAUAAUUUUUCUAUGUAUUCUCUUUGUGAUAAGAUUAAUAAUUUUCAUUGUGCAGAAAAAGUCGAAAAUAUAGACCUAAAAGGAAAAAAAGACUUAAUGAAAAAAAAAGAAAGUAAUUCUUUUAAUAAUGAGCCUGAGUUGCCAAAAACUCCUACUUGUUCAAAAAAUAGAGAACUAGAUAAACUAAAUAAUAUAAAUGAAAUAAAUAUAAAAAAAGAUAUUCUAUUAAAGAAAAAAAAUAUAAAAUGUAACAAUUUUAAAGAUAAUAAAUAUUCAAUUAAAAAAAUGGAAAAAAAAAAAAUAAUUAAUAACACAACAAAUGAAAAAAUAAACGAAGUUAAAAAAAAAAACACAGAAAAGUAUCCUCUUGAUAUUGAAGCAACUUAUAAGUGUAAGAAUAUUUAUCUUAAAAUUAAUGUUGACACAAAUAAUGAAGAAUUAAUAAAACAUGCACAAAAUAGAUUAUCGAAAAGAACAUUAGAAUUUAAAUUAAUUACAACGAAACUAAUUAACGGAUUCAUCAAGUCUACUGAAUCAAAAAUUUAUAAAUCAUCAACUAUAAUAUUACAAAAUACGGAGACAGAUAUUUUUUAUAACAUUACUCUUCAUGCAUAUAGUACUACUAUAUCUACUAUAUGGUUGUAUGCAUCUAUUUCCUUUUUUUUGACAAAAUAUAAUAUUCAAAACUUCAAAUUAAAAACUCCUUCAUCUAUUACUUUUACAAAAAAUGGAGAUUUCUUAAAUUCUUUAUUAAAUAGCAACAAUAUAAAAAAAAAUAUUUCAAAAGCAAGUAAACUUGAAUCUCACAAUUAUUUAUUAAAAAAAACCCAUGAAAAAAAAAAAAGUUGUAUGACUAUUUUACAAAAGAAUUCUACAGAAAUGAAUAAAAGGUUUAGUAUUUCUGAAGAUAAAAAUGAUAAUUUUCUUAAAGAUUAUUGUGAUUUCUCUAAUACUGAUAUUUUUAAUGAAAGUAUCCUUCAAAUAAAUAAAAUAGAUAUUUGUAAUUCUUUAGAGAAAAAUAAUCAAUCAAAAAACAAAAAUAGUGAAGAAGAUAAUAAUACUUUAGAUAAAGAAAAUUCUAACAAUAGUUAUGGCAUAUCACAUAGUGAUGAAUGCCUAAGUAGUUCUUCCUAUGAAGAGUUAUUAUUGGACUUUCAUGAUCUUAACAAAAGUGAAAUAAAAAAGGGAUUCCAAAAUUAUAAAUAUGAAAAAAAAGAAGAAAAACAAGAAGAUAAAAAAUUAAAACAUUUAAACACAAUUACUCAUAAAAAUACUCCUUUAUUUGAUGAAAAAAAUUCCUCUCAAAAAUAUGAUAAGAAUAAAGAAAUAGUUAACAAUGAAAGCAAAGAAAAAAAUAAUAUAAAUGGGAUAAAAAACAAUUACAUAAAUGGUAAAAUAAAAGAGGAAAAAUUAGAGAAUUCAAUGUAUUUAGAAAUAUUGAAUAAUGCUUAUAAAGAACCUUUUAUAUUUUCAGAAUUUUUGUUAAAGAAAAAUGUAGAUAUUCAAAAUUCUAAUAAAUUAGUUAACAAUUUGAAGAUUAAAGAAAUUAAAGAUUCUAGUUCGUUAACUUUAUCCAGUAGUUGCAUAUCUAAAGAUGAAUAUAUGAACGACAUGAAAAAUGAAUUAAUGAAUGUCAAGCAAAAUGUUGUAAUGGAAGAACAUAGUGACAAAGAUAAAAAUAAUUUCAGUAAAAAAUUAAAUAAUAGUUGUGGAGAAGAUAUAUUAAAAUACCCUCUUAAAAAAGACAGUGAUUCUCCUAAAGAAAAUAUUUAUAUGUUGAAUGAACUAAAAGAUGAAUUAGAAGAUAUAAAAAGUAUAAAAAAUGAAAUGACUACUAAAAAUAAUAUGAAUAAUACCACUGAAGAAGUAAAGAUAAACCCUAGUGAUAAUAAUAAUAGUUAUUACUUUGGCAACAAUUAUUAUUAUAAAAAUUAUAUAGAGAAAAACCAUAUAGAAAAUGACUUAACUAAUGAAAAUUCAAAUUAUAUAGAUUCACUUAAUAAUGAAUUAAAGAUCAUACCCGAAUAUUCAAAUAAAAUUUACAAAGAAAAAAAUGUAAAUGUCUUAAAUUUAAAUAAAUAUGAUGAAAAAUAUGUAUCGGAAAAAUUACAAAAAUCAAAAGUUCUGUUAAUUAAUAAAAGUGAAAAUAUUACUAAAUAUGAUUUGAAAUUAGUGAAAAAUUCUUUUAUUAAUAAAAAAGAAAAUACAAAUUAUGAAAAUUCUAAUGAAACAAAAGAAAUGAAAGAAAAUAAUGAAAUAAAUACAAUAUCACUAAAUGACAUUAUUCAUAGCAAAGAUAAACAAGGAACAAGUAUAGUAGAUUUAAAUAAAAUGAAUAAUAAUAAUGAAGGAAGAACUAAUGAGAUAAAGGUAGAAAAUAUUAAAACGUCAGAACCUACUGUUACGAGUAAUUUUAUAUUUAAAAAAAAAACAGAGAGUUUAAAUGAAAAGCAUGAAAUUUAUAACCACAUGUAUUUGAAUAAAAAUAACAAAAACAAUGAACUGAAUAAAUACGAAGCUAAUGGAAUAAAGUUGAUAGGUUACAACAACUUGAACCAUAAUAAUAAUAUAGAAAAAAAUAAAAAUAUAUUAUUUACACCAAAUAACACAAAUAACAUAUUAAUUAAUAAACUUCAUAAUUCAACAAGAAUUAGUUAUAAUCCUCAUAUAAAAUCAAAGAAUUUUAAAGAAUAUCUAGAUUACAACAACGCAACGUUUAACCCAAUUGAUAAAAAAGUAAUAGUUCUUAAAAAUAAAGAAAUAGAAGCUCUUUCAAAGGGUUCAGAGUAUGAUAAAUUAAAAUAUGUAUACAAAUCGAAUUUUAAUAAAACAUGUGAACACAUAAACUUAAUUAGAAGAGAUAAUAAUAUCAGUAAAACUAAUUUUCCUAUAAACUUUUUAAAUAAGACAUUUACGAACAACAUUUGUAUGGAUAAUGAAGAUAGAAAUAAGAAACACUUUCAAAAUAGCAAAUGUAAAAUAUAUAAUUCAGAAGAUUUGCUGCAUAAAAUUAAUAAUUAUAAACAUGUAAGGUGCACAGAUAACGCUAAUCAUACACAUGAUUUUAACAAUAAUUACCAUCAACAUUUAAAUAUGCAAAAAAAUUAUUUCAAUUAUUUCCCUAAUAAUAUUAAUUCAUUAAAUAUAUAUGAGAAAGAUAUAGAAAGUAAUGCAAAGGAAUCAGUAAACAAUUUCAUUGAGUAUAAAAAAAAAAAUAAUAAUAAUGAUAUAUAUCAUAUAAACAAACAUGUAACUGCUAGUGAAAACAUUCUCAGCGAACAUUUGCUAAAUCAGAAUGGGAAAAAUUACAAAGAACAAAGAACAACAGAUGAAAAUUAUAUAUUUAUUGAUGAUAAUAAUAGUAAUAAAAAUAAUGAGAAUUAUGUAAAAGAAAUCGAACAUAAAAAAAGUAACAAAUGCUUUAAUAAAGAAUUUUUCAUCAAUUCUCAAAAAUUUGUUAUUGAUAAAAUACAUAAUAAUAAUAAGGACAAUAUUGCAUUAAAUAAUGGAACUACUAAUAAUUUGAUAUGUUAUAAUGCAAGCAAUAACAAUAUCCCAUUAAAUGAAUUAGUUAAUAACAAUGCAAUAAAUAAUAAUGAUAGUAAUAUAGUACAUAAUAACUUAAUGAAAAAUUAUAAAUAUUAUAAUAUGACAAAUAGUAAUAAUAACGUAAAUAGAAGUAAUAAUGAGUUUACUUCUAUUAAUAUUGAUAGCAAAAAAUAUACCCAUAAUAAUAUUCAUUUAUUUAAAAAUACACAACAAAGAAAACCUAAUUAUAAUAUAAAAUUAAGUGAAAAUUCUCAAAAUUACCUAAAUAAUAUAUAUAUGCUAAAUUUAAAUAAAGAAAGGACUGAUACAGUUGUUGGUAAUAAUUCCUAUAAUGAAAUAAAUAUGGAACCAACAUAUUUGAAUGAAAAUAGAAUAAAAUAUAUACAUAAUAUAAAUAAGAGUGAAAGUGAACCUAAUCUCAAAAAUAUAUUAUUAAAACCAAACAUAUAUAAUAUAAAUUGUUAUGAUAAAUAUGUAAUAGAAAAUUCUCCAUUAAAAAAUGUUUUAAAAAAAAAUAUUUUUAUUCUUCCACAAGGAGUUAAGAAAGAUGCAAAAGAAAACCCUUAUACAAUUUACAAAAUAAAUGAGAAAAAAUUAAAAAAUGGAAUCAAUAAUAAUUAUCCAUUUAAAAAUUUUAAUUUAAUUGAAAAUAUGGAAAAUAAUAUAAAUACAAAAAAAAAUAUUACAAAUAUACCAAAUACUAUGAGACUUCAGGAUAUUAUUAUGAAUGAAAAAAAUAUAAGCAAUAAUUUAAGCAAUUUUAAUAUAGAUGGAAAUAAUAAUUUAAAUCACUUGAAUCAAAAUAUUAAUAAUAACAUCAACUACUUAAAUGAGCAUUCAAAUCGUAAUUUCAAUUUCUCAAAUCGAAAUUUUAAUAAUAAUAUGAAUUACUUACAUCAACAUUCAAGUCGUAAUUUAGGUAUCUUGAAUCAAAAUAUAAAUAAUAAUUCAAACGUUACAAAUAAAGCUUAUUUCUCUGUGAAUAAAAAAGCUAAUUUAGUUAAAUUAAAUGAGAAUUCGAAAGAUAUCAGAAAAAAUAUAUAUUCCUACAGAGAUUUAAUGAAUGAGAAUGAGAAUAAUUUAAUCAGUAGUUCGACAUUAAGUAAUUCAUUUGAUAUUAAAAAAUUAUACGGAAGUUCUGACGAUUUAAAAGAUAAUGUAAAUAUGUCUUUAUAUUGUUGCCCAUUAAAAAAAGACUAUAAAAGCAAUAUAAACGAAACUUAUUUUUCUCCCUCAAAUUUUUCUAAAAUGAAACAAAUGAGAAAUGUAAAAUAUAAUAAUAACGAUUUAAAUGCCAAUAAUGACUAUAAAAAUAAUUUAAAAAAAAACUAUAUAACAUCUAAUUACAUAAACGAUAAUAUACAAAAUAGUAAAAACCAUAGAAACAUAGAAUUAGGUUUGAGUCACCACAAUUAUUUAAAAGAUGUAGAGCAAACAAAAACUUGUAAAAAAAUAUUAAAUGAAAUGAAGGAUUCCAAAAGUAUAUGUAACGAUAAUGUGCCAGAUGUGCAUACAAAAUAUUCAUAUAUAGAUAACAUCUUCAUAAAUAACGAAAACUCACUUAGUAAAAAUAGAAAGUUUUCCCCUUUUUUCGGAAAACCUAGUAAUUUAAAUAUGCAAAAAAAUGAGAAUUUUGAAAAAUUCUCACAAAAUAUAUAUUCCAAUUUACAAAUAUUCCAAUUAAAUAUUCAACUUGAUGAAUCUACAUGGAAGCAUAUUAAAUUUUCUUAUGAAGACUUAUUAGAUGAAAAAGUAAUGAAAUUUAUUAAAGAUAAUAAACUAAAACAAAUAUUUUUAAUUCCUAUUAAAGAAAAAAUGGAAUAUAUGUUACAAAAUGAUAUAAUAAAAUGGAAUAUCAAUAUUACAGAAUUCUUAUAA
This is a messenger RNA of Plasmodium relictum, 8979 nucleotides long. Its product is annotated as conserved Plasmodium protein, unknown function. Bases 1 to 8979 code for a protein of 2992 amino acids. The transcript has a single exon. Lineage: Eukaryota; Apicomplexa; Aconoidasida; Haemosporida; Plasmodiidae. The record is from RefSeq and is a predicted model, not a curated record.